Phodopus roborovskii (desert hamster) is the source of this 3730-nucleotide messenger RNA. RefSeq names its product ALG11 alpha-1,2-mannosyltransferase (gene Alg11). Gene Ontology annotation, molecular function: GDP-Man:Man(3)GlcNAc(2)-PP-Dol alpha-1,2-mannosyltransferase activity. Gene Ontology annotation, cellular component: endoplasmic reticulum membrane. The transcript is spliced from 4 exons. Gene Ontology annotation, biological process: protein N-linked glycosylation. Lineage: Eukaryota; Metazoa; Chordata; Mammalia; Rodentia; Cricetidae. The coding region runs from base 58 to 1536 and encodes 492 amino acids. The record is from RefSeq and is a predicted model, not a curated record.
CAAUAGAGUAGAAGAACAGCCGAGCGCUUCCGGGCUGCGAGAUUGGGGGUGGGCAAGAUGGCGGCGGACAGCGGGAGCUGGCAGCUGGACGCGCUGCUGAGAUUUUUUUAUUCACUGUUCUUUCCUGGACUAAUUAUAUGUGGCGUUCUGUGUGUGUGUUUGGUCAUUGUCCUUUGGAUAAUCAGAAGACAUCUACAGAGAAAGAAAAAGUCAGUCUCAACCAGCAAAAAUGGAAAAGAGCAAAUGGUGGUUGCAUUUUUUCAUCCUUACUGUAAUGCGGGCGGUGGAGGAGAGAGAGUUCUCUGGUGCGCCUUGAAAGUCCUGCAGAAAAAGUAUCCUGACGCGGUUUAUGUUGUGUAUACUGGUGACAUUAAUGUCAGUGGUCAACAGAUACUAGAAGGUGCUGUCAGAAGAUUUAACAUCAAGUUAGCUCACCCAGUGCAGUUUGUUUUCUUAAGGAAACGCUACCUUGUGGAGGAUUCUCGGUAUCCCCACUUCACAUUGCUAGGCCAAAGCCUUGGAUCCGUUUUUCUUGGCUGGGAAGCACUGAUGAAGCGUGUUCCUGAUAUUUACAUCGAUUCAAUGGGAUAUGCAUUCACACUGCCUCUGUUUAAAUAUGUAGGGGGCUGCCAAGUUGGGAGCUAUGUCCACUACCCCACUAUCAGCACUGACAUGCUCUCUGUAGUGAAGAAUCAAAACACUGGAUUCAAUAAUGCAGCUUUCAUUAGCAGAAACGCCCUUCUCAGCAAAGCAAAGCUCAUCUACUACUAUUUGUUCGCCUAUAUUUAUGGUCUUGUCGGUUCUUGCAGUGAUAUAGUCAUGGUGAAUUCUUCUUGGACACUAAACCAUAUUCUCUCACUGUGGAAAGUCAGCCAUUGCACUAACAUUGUUUAUCCACCUUGUGACGUGCAGACAUUUCUGGACAUCCCCUUACAUGAGAAAAAGUUGACCCCGGGACAUUUGCUGGUUUCCAUUGGCCAGUUCAGGCCUGAAAAGAAUCACGCUUUACAGAUCAAAGCCUUUGCUAAGCUGUUACAUGAAAAGGUAGCCAAGUCACACCCUUCACUUAAACUUGUCCUUAUUGGAGGGUGUCGAAACAGAGAUGAUGAGCUUCGAGUAAGCCAGCUGAGAAAACUGUCUGAAAAUUUGGGAGUUCAAGAAAAUGUGGAAUUUAAAAUAAACAUUUCAUUUGAUGAACUAAAGAAUUACCUAUCUGAAGCAACAAUUGGGCUACAUACCAUGUGGAAUGAGCAUUUUGGGAUUGGAGUUGUGGAGUGUAUGGCUGCUGGAACAAUCAUCCUUGCACACAAUUCAGGAGGCCCAAAGCUUGACAUUGUCAUUCCUCAUGAAGGACAAAUAACUGGAUUUCUGGCUGAGAGCGAAGAAGGCUAUGCUGAAGCCAUGGCUCAUAUUCUCUCUCUGUCUGCAGAAAAGAGGCUUCAAAUCAGAAGGACUGCUCGAGCAUCUGUAAGCAGGUUUUCUGACCAGGAGUUUGAAGUGUCGUUCCUGUCUUCUGUGGAGAAGUUACUUACAUAAUGCCAAAUCUGUACACAUUGUAGAUAUGUUAUACAAAAUGGAACUAGGGGUGUGGAGCAGAGGUAGAGCCUGUGCAAGGUCCUACAUUCCAUCCCCAGCAUCAAAAAGUAAGAAGAAAUACUUCAUUUGGAAACACCUUCCCAUGUAAAUAUUUUCUAAAUGCAUUCUCUAUUGUAAUAAAGGCAACCUGAGCAAUAUUUUCAGCAAUGUGUAUAUAGAGAAGGUAGUGUUUAACAAAAUGACAAAAUUAGCUGUAUGGAAAAAUUAAGCUCAUGUAGCUUAAUAUGCAUUAGAAUUUGGUCACAAAAUCUGAACAGUACAAAUCUCAAAGAAAAAACUACCAAUCAAAUAUUUUUAUAUUCAUCUUUUAACUUUUUGAAAUUUCUUCCUUUCCUUAUUUUAAUCCUUGAAUAUUCCUGCCUCCACCUCCCAGAAUGCUAAGGUUGGAGGAAUGCAGUAACAUGUCCAGUAUAUGAUGAGCCUCACAGAGGCUAGACAAGCACUCUACCAACUGACUUGCAUCCUAAGCCCCAGAUCUUAUUUUUCGAAUCACUUUACUUUAGAAGAAAACUUACUGGGUAUUUGUUUUAUGAUGAUGCUGGAGAGAGAAUGUAGAACCUCAAAGUGUAAAGUCAGAGCAGGGACAUCUGAAUCCCUAGCACUACAGAGUGCACGGAGCCAACCUCAGCCAAAGACUUCCUUCUAAAGGGAAGGGAAGUUCUGAGAGAAACAGCAGGUAAUUGCUGGCACUUUGAAAUUUAUUCUUAUAUUUUGGGAAUAAAUUCUGUUAGAGAUUAAACACAGAGCCGUGCUCAUGGUACACAAGUGUUCAAACCUGUGAGUGCUUUACCCCAACCCCAAGUCCUAGCACACAGCAGCAUGGGUAACUCUUUUGAGUAUACCUAAUAAUUUUCUUAAAAGGAAAAAGCAGCUUCAAACAGGCAUCUCUAACCCUACUCCAAAGCAUCAGUCAAGAGAUGGAAUGACUGAUUUCUUCAUGGGUGUGUACAGAUAGGUUGAAGUCAAAACACAGACAACAAUCCUUCCCAUAACUAGGUUUGUGUGGAAGUUUGUUAGAGCCAACCACAGUUCUUUUCUGUGAGUUUCUCAUUUUUAACAGUCCUACCCACGUAAUACUAAAAGUCAGCCUCAAUUCAUUCAAGAGAAUAUCAAGCUAAGUUGCUUUUCUGAAACUAUGUCAUAUCAUGGUGCCCCCACAGUGUGAAGGAUCAUGAGAUGACAUUUUGGUCGUAGUUAGCAUUCUGGGCUGGACCUCGCUUCACCAUUUACGGAUGUCUGACCUGCUAACACUAAAGCUAUGCCUUAAUUUUUCUUUUAUUCUUGGAUACUUCAUCUGAAAUCAAGCUUUACCUUCAGAAUUAUGAUGCAAGAUAUGAAGUGUAUAAAGCUACUCUAAAGAUUAAGCAUUGCUUUAGCAAAAGUAGCAACCAAAAAUACAGUGACCUGAUUGGGAAAAUGAUGUAUGAAGUAUGUGCCGGCGUGGCUUUUAGCCCACUCUGUUAUUUUAUGGCUAGUCUUUGAGGUAAGAUUUGGCUAAAGCUCACUCAGCCUACCCAUUGACACAAAAUAAUAGGACUAAAGAUUAUAGAAAUUGGAAUGAAGAAAACAGGAUGUGAUGAAAGAAAGGAUUCUUGAUUUCCUAACACUGUUACACUAACUUAUCAAAAUUAUUUUCAUGAAUCCAAAGCAUAAAAUACGGUUUACAUGUAUAUUCUUUUCCAUGUUCCUAACAAGCUACUGCAGAUUUUUUUUUUAACUAGAUUUCAGGUACUGUGCAAAAUGUCAAGGCUCAUCUUCAACUGUUUCUAGGAAACUUUUGAGUGGCUAUUAAGUCCUCUACAGUUGUGAUUUUUCAGUGGUCCAAGCAUUCUCUCUCUUGAGUUCACAGCACUGGGGAUUCACAUUGCUACUUUACAGUGAGUAACAUCACAACUCUGAAGUAUAUGUUACAUAGUCUUUGUAUAAUAUAUUUAUAAAUAAUUGUGAUGUAGAGCUAUUGAUACAAAAUCUACUUGUAUCUAAAUCUGAUGGGUGAUUUCUAAUUCAAUUAAAAUAUUUAUAUUAUUUUUCCACUUCCUCUUUCCCUUCAGAUCUUUCUACCUCUGGAAUUCCUGGUCUCUUUUCCUUUAAUUAUUAUUGCUACAUGUGUAUGCAAAUAAAUGUGUAAAUGCAA